This is a messenger RNA of Macrosiphum euphorbiae (potato aphid), 2451 nucleotides long. NCBI's taxonomy places the organism in Eukaryota, Metazoa, Arthropoda, Insecta, Hemiptera, Aphididae. The record is from the annotation of a GenBank genome assembly.
AUGCCUAAAUGCAAUGCAAGAGAUGACUGGUUUUUUAAAGAUGAUAUGCAAGGAAACAAAGUAUCAGAUUGGGGCAGAAAAACUGAUUGUUCUAGUGAAAUAUUUUGUUCUAUUUGUAUAUGUACUGUUGAUGUUAAAAAAGGUUUUCAAAGUCUGACUCAACAUGCAGCUACCAAAAAACACAAACAAAACGCCCACAUAAAGCUUAAUAUUAAACAACUAAAAUUAACUACAAGUACAAAUACUACAAUUGAAAACAAUUCUCGGAUUGAAGAUACAUUAGUUGAAAAAAGCAGUAAGUCAACUACAUUUUCCACUGUUCAUCUUUAUAGUAUAAGUGAUCAAUCAGUAGUAGCAGAACUGAUUUGGGCAUUAAAAGUUGUAUCUAGUAAUUACUCAUUUGCUUCAAGUGAUGGAAUUGUGGAAGUGUUUAAGACAAUGUUCCCUAAUGCUAUACCCAAAGGUUUCAGUAUGAGUCGCUCAAAAUUGACCUAUCUGAUAACUGAUGCCCUUGGACCAUAUUUUCGUGAAGAAUUGAUUAAGGAUAUUGCCAAUGAGUAUUUUAGUAUUAUCUAUGAUGAAACAACAAACUCAGGUGGGAACAAAGAACUCCAAGUGUUAAUUCGUUACUAUUCUACAAGUAAAUGUAAGAUUAUAACUCAACACUUACAGACAGUGUUCAUAGGAAAAGCUACUGCUGAUAUCUUGAGUGAAAAAAUUGUUAGUGCUGUGGAAAAUUCAAAUUUAUCAUUAAGUAAAUUGUUGAUGCUUGGAUCUGAUGGUCCAAAUGUCAAUAAGAAAGUUGCUCGUCUUAUAAAUGAUCAAAUUUUACAUUGUAGAUCAAAAAAUCUAAUCAACAUUGGGACAUGUUCUAUACAUACCAUACAUAAUGCCUUUCUAAAAGGUAUUGAUAAAUUUGGUGAAAAUGCUGAACAACUAAUAAUUUCAAUAUACUACUAUUUUAAAGGUUGGCCAACCCGCUGGGAAGAAUUUGAAACCAUUUUAGACAAGUUAAAACUUCCAAUUAGGCGCUUUAUUAAGCAUGUUCCUUCUAGGUGGCUGACAUUACAUGACUCUGCUAAUAGAGUUCUUGAAAAUUGGUCAGCUGUCGAAUAUUAUUUUUUGAAGUUUAUUCCGCAGCACAAAUCAAGCGUUUUAACAACAAAUAGUUAUAAAAAAAUUAGAGAAUUUCUUUUAAUUAUUACAAUAAAAUGUGAAAUGAUAUUUAUUCAAUCUAGUGCAAAAAUAUUUAUAAAAUACACAGGCACUAUGCAAAAAUCAGAACCGUUAGUGCAUGUAAUGUAUACUGAAUUGCACAAUCUCUUAUGUACUUUAGUUGGCAGAAUUUGUAAAACUGAAUACAUUCCAAAGUCAUUUUUUAAUAUUAAGGUUAAUGAUCUAUUGACAGUUGAAAAAAUGAUAGCGGUUAAAGAUAUUGUUGUCAAUAACUUAAUACAAGAAGAAUUUAAAGAGAAAAAAAUGGUCGGUAAAGAUAUAUUGUUCUUUUUGAAGAAUGUACAACAGCACUAUAUUGCUGCAUUUAAGCAUGUACUUGAAACAUCACCCAUACAAAACUCUUUUUUGAAGCAUUUACAAUGUUUGGGACCCUUGGAGCGUCUUAAAAGUCGUUCUUGUAACAGCAUAUUAAAACUGAGUAACGAUUUGCCAUUUGAUGUUGAUGAUGACAUUUUACUUGAUGAAUGGAAGUUGUUGCAACUAGAUAAAGAUGAGAAAGAAAGUGAUCUUAAUAGAAUUGAUAUUUAUUGGAAACAAUUCUUUGAAAAAAAAAAUAGUACAAACAAUUUGAAGUAUCCUAAUGUAACUAAAAUAGUGAAGUCAUGUCUUUCCUUGGUACACGGUAGUGCAGACGUUGAAAGAAACUUCUCAAUAUCUGGGAAAAUGUUAACGGAUGAACGUGCUUGUAUGAAUGAAAGAACUCUUAAUGCAUUGUUGGUUACAAAAGAUAGUUUAAAGCAAUAUCAAAAUAAACCAGAAUUGGUGUUGAUGACUAAAAAACUUAUAACCAUGGCAAAAGGAGCACAUAAACAUUACCAAAAUUAUUUAGAAGAGCAGAAACUAAUAAAACAUCAAAAAAAUGAAAAUAAAAAAAUAGAGGUACAGAUUAUGAAACAGUUAGAAGAAACUCAAAAUAAAGUUAAAGAAAACCAACAAGAAAUACAAGAAAAAGAAAAAUUACUGAAAAUUGCAAGAGAAAAAGAAACCCAGAAACGAAGCGUUGCUAAUAAACUAUUUGAAGAAGCCAAUAAACGACUAAAAAAGGCCAUUCUUGAGAAUAAUAUCCAAGAAGCUGAGUUAGCUCAUGCUAUGCUAGAAGGGGUGAAUACAGUAAAAAAAGAAGAAGAACAAAAGAAAAAAACAGCUGAUGCCCUUCAAAUACAAUUGGAAAAAAAGAAGGCAUCUUUGAUACAACAUUUGUCAGGUGCAAAAUAA